This is a messenger RNA of Limulus polyphemus (Atlantic horseshoe crab), 5162 nucleotides long. RefSeq names its product CB1 cannabinoid receptor-interacting protein 1-like. Gene Ontology annotation, cellular component: plasma membrane. The transcript has 4 exons. Bases 34 to 513 code for a protein of 159 amino acids. Gene Ontology annotation, molecular function: type 1 cannabinoid receptor binding. Gene Ontology annotation, biological process: negative regulation of signaling receptor activity. The record is from RefSeq and is a predicted model, not a curated record. NCBI's taxonomy places the organism in Eukaryota, Metazoa, Arthropoda, Merostomata, Xiphosura, Limulidae.
UCAGUAUCACCGGGAAAAUAAUCGGUAACAAAUAUGGAGAAAAAUAAUUUCAAAGUUAUGCUUUAUAUUAAAAAAGAUACCGAAAAUGAGCAAGUGUUUUUCAAAACAGAUGGCCAGAGGUUUUCUACUGAUAAAACAAUCAAAUUAACAGUGGAUACCAGUUAUGGAUUUUCAGUGAUCACCCGCCCACCCCAGAUAAUUCAGAACAUAAGUGUCAUGGGAACUAAUGUAAACACUACAGAAAUGACUGGUGAUAGUAGUAGCUUAACUUAUACCUUCUCCUGGCCAAGUACAGGGACGCAGUUAACAACGAAAGGAAAACGAGACAUCUUGCCUGUUGUACUUGAGGUUAAAGAUAAUGGAUCACUGACUAUGAAUCUGCAAAUCAAAUUCUACAAGCUAGAAGAUAAACAACAUUACACUUGGGGUACACCACUCAAUCACAUUGAAUUUGAGUGUGAGAGUAAAUCUGGGACAAGUUUUGUAGACAUUGUUAAACAGACUUACCGAUAAGCAUUAUAGUAUGAUCAGCCAGUAUUCCACAGGUUUGAAAAGAUAUAAACUUUAAUUCAAUGGAGUAGUUUCAUUCUGAUAGGAAAGAGUAUCUGAGUUUUCUGUCCAGUGGUAUAUCAUGGAAUAAUGUAUCUGGUAUUUUGUAGGAAACAUACACAGUCGAAGGAAACUUUCAAUCAAUUUUAUUUUGAAAUGUUGCAUACAAUUUAGACUGAUUUUUAAGAGGUUGAUUAUGUUCUCUUUAGUUUCCAAGCGUGUAACUGUAUUUUAUGUUUUACAGUGGGUUGGAUACUUCAUUCAGUUAAUACUGUAUAUUGACAAAUGAUAUCUAACUGGUGUUAUAUAAAUAUAUCUUUAUGCAAGUAGCAUAGUAUUCUCACAUGUAUUUAAUUGUUAGCUAUAUUCAUGAUAUUAUGACUUGAACCUAGUUUUUAGCUGUGAGCUCAGCAACUUCUAAUUUUCUAUUUGCUACUUGUUGGAUAUUUUAUUAGAUAUUGGAUCAAGUUUCACAGUUAGUGUGGCUAUCAUUAGUGUGUUAGGUGUUUUAUUGUUUAUUUGAAACAUAUAUAUAUAUAUAUAUAUCUACAGAAUAUAUAUGUGAUGUGAUUAUUGUGCAUGUUUAUAAACUAUGGCAUUUAGUUAAUAGUUAACAACAUUAAAUGGUAUAACCAUAAUUUUAUUACGAAUUCCUCUUCCAAGACUGUAUCUAAAGUCAUAUGGAAUUGUCUCUUGAAAGUAAAGAAACCCUUUAUGCACCUGUAGAAUAUAAAAGAGUUUAUUUGAACUCAUCUGUAACUCACUUACUACUAAACUCUGCAGGAUUGCAAAAUUGUUUAGCAGUUAGAUAAUUAAGUCUUAUUAAAUAAUUUAGAUUGAACCUACAGUUUAAUAUUUUACUAACAUUAAUGCCAAGUUUAUUUUUAGUUCAUAUAAAAACUUAUGGUGAUAAGUGAGUACAAUUAUGCAAUGUCAGUCAGCAUUUUGUUUUGGAAGAACUGUUAUUUAAACCUUGUGAUGUUUGCAGUGAUAGAGAAACUUUAUUUGACUUUUAUUGUUUUUCCAAUAACAGUUUGAGAUAUGAGAAUAUACAUCCGGCCAAAUAGAUACAUAGCUUUGUAUUUGUUAUACUGGUAAGAAUUUAUGCUCUUUUAACACUCACUCAGAACUUAGCUCACAUCCUUCAGUUUAUUUAUUAUUGCAGCAACUCUCAUUGAUACUGUAACUUUGUCCUGUAGUUUGCUGUAUUUUGUUAAUAUCCUAAGGAUUUUUAGCUUUGUUUUAAGCAUUGAAGGAUAGAAAAUUUCUUUUGAUAUGAAGGUUUUAAGAAGGCAUUAUUUUAGUUAAUUGUAUAUGAUAAAAACCUAAAUAGACUUUUAUUAGUCAGGAGAUUAAAAAAGCAUUAAUAUUCAUUUAGUUUCUCCUAAAAAUUUUGGAAUACUCCAGUUAAAUUUACUUCUUACUAAUAAAAUAUUGUGAUCUGUGGAUAAUUAUUGAAAUGAUAAUUUCUUAUCACUGUUAUUAAUUGAUAGAUUGUUUGUUAAAAAUAGAACUUUGUUUGCAUCAAGUACAAUGCAUGAUAAUUGUUAAUCAAUGGUGGAUGUAGGGUCCAAUCUUGGAGAAACCAUUUCAUGAAGAGAAGAGUGCCAAAUAUGAAUGAAAAAAAAAAAUAUUUCAUCAUCUAUUUGAAUCUCUUUGUAGUUUUAGUAAAAACAAGCUUAUUUGUUAGGUUGUUAGAACUUCAUUUUAAACCUUUAACUGAAACAUAAAUAAACAAUGACCUGCAUUGAAACACUUUUGCAAUAAAACAAAUUACAGAAUGAUUCCUGGAUGCAUAUCUUUCUAUUACCUAGUUGUUAUUUGGUAGCUCUUCCCAAUGGGAUUGAAGAAGCACUAAGGAUUUCAGCCUAUCUUCCAUCAUUGUACUUCUUAUGGCAGUUAACAUCCUUUUAACUUUUGAAAAUAUCCUUUUAGGCUCACAGGUGGAAAUUGACAGAGCUGCAAGGAUGAAAGUCAUGUUAAAUAAGGAAGGAAAGACAGAUUUGUCACAUUGGUUAAGUGCAUCAUUUGCAGGAUGAGUUUAGUCUGUUUUUCUUUUGGUGUCCAGUCUUUCAAAAUAUUGCUGCCACAUAUGUGAUUCCAUCUCAGCAUCAGCAUCUCUAAAACAUCUUUUGUACUUCUGGAAGGCUAGUUUGACCUCUUCCCAGCAUUUCUCAGUCACUACAGAUGGGAUGACACUAGUAAAGGCACCACUGGCUUUGAAAUGCUUGUCAAAGUGAGUGUAAAAUCCACGAGUAUUGCAGCCAAUGUUAGUAUAUACACAUUGACUCUAAAAUAUACUUCCACACUUUCAUGCAUAGCAGCUGUUGGCCUAUGUUGGCAUUUACCAACCAAAUGGGUAAAUGUUCAAUUCCCAUAACUGUAGCAAGAGCAGAAGGUUCUUUGAACAACUUUUUCCUUUGAGAACUGCUUUUGUGCUAACGAAAUUGGGGACAUGAAUCAAGUCCCCAUCUGGUCUUUACAGAGCUUAGAAUAGAGAUUUCAACACUGCAGCAAAAAAGUUUAGGCAAGCCAAGCCUACUAGAGUUUUGGUCUUUGCUAAGGCAUGCUGGAGAGAGUCUGACUUCUUUUUGCACCUCACUGGAUUUCAAAAUUUUCAAUGACCUAAAUGCUUUUAAUACUAUGACUGAGAUCUCUUAAAAAUUUUGAAAUGAGUGUAUGCCUUUCAACAAAUCAUGUUAUGAUGGAAGUUCCAUCAUUUUCUGGAUUUAUAACUCUGUCUUUUGGACCUACUUCUAGGAAAAUAGCUCCAUUGUCUUGAUGUUUUUGCAUAUGCAGAUUCUGAACAGCACAUAGUGUUAAUGAUUCUAUGAUAGUUCCUAGGAAUUCGUGAUUUUGCUUAAUUUACUUCAGUCACUCAUUAUCUAUCUUAUUAGACACAUCUUUCUACAGAUUUGCAAGGAUCCUAUUAAAAUUUGCUGCACUCUGAACACUCAUUUGAUGGAACUGCUACAAGCUGUUUUUUCCUGGGAUGCACCAAACAUUUUCUUAAUCUGGUUGCCAACUAACUUCUGUCCACUUACCAAGUGAUCUGAAUUCAGUUGCCUGGGAAAAGGUUUAUCUUUUUUAGUAUAAUAAAAUACAGAGAAAUCCUUUCUUGCUUGAGGUGCCCGUCUUUCCUUCAGGAAAAUUUGUAUGCCAGUGUCUCCUCUAGUCAUGAAUUUGGUCAUCUCCAGCUGGAUUUAAAGAAAUGCAAAUGCUUUUGAGGAAUAGAAGAAACAACUUGGAGGAUCAAACAGACAUUGACCUGCUUAUUUUGAGCUUACACAAUUAGUAUUAGCUGCAGCUUCAUUGAUGACCAUCAUAUUUACCUUGUCAGCCAAAGAUUCUGUUCCAGCUUCUGAAAUUGGCUUCAUUGCAGUGCUGUUUUACAUAGUACUGUGGAUUUGGGUAUCUGCAUAACACAUAAAGUUUCCUCUUUAGUAACUCAACUCUGCACCAGACAAUUCAAGUCCCCCCACCCCACCCCACCCCAUUUUUGCUAACUCCACUAAGUGACUAAAAAAUUGUAGUACUUUUGGUUUCUGACAUCAUAAUCUUGCAAAAUACAUGGUAAAUCUUCUUUUAAAGGGCAAGGUAGGUAUCUAUACUAGGGGUAUAAAGAAUCUUGAGGGGUUCUUCCCUCUUUGUUAGUGGUAUUUUCAGUUCUUCCAUGGUUGAGAUGGGGUCAAAUAUCUGGAGUCUUUCUUUACUUUUCAUUCCUUUGACUUUUUAGCUCUAAAGAAAUAGCAUGGGACCUUCAUGAUAGAUCACCAACCCAAGGAAGAAAGGAAAACAUAAGUUUACUUAUUUUGAUGUGCCUUUCUACAUUUCAGAAUUUGACAAAGUUUAAGAAAUUGGAGAGGGAGGAGGUAAAGGUCCCUUAGUGUCCUGUUUCCAACAUUCCUUUCUUGGCAAUCUUGCAAAGCAUUCAUCCUUGAGUUUUACCUAAAACCAAAUAUAAUUAUUUGUGCAAAUGAAAUCCCUUGAUUAACAAACUGGGCCAUAGGGAUAGGGCACCUGAUGAGGUGAUGAAUAUGGGUGUAAUAUGAAUUUGAAUUACUUUUCAUCCUUUGGAGGCCACACAUAUAUUUGAAUUAAUGGUUAUAUAACUUAAUCAUAAAAUGCAUGUUUUAUAGCUUGUUGCACACUAAAAGGUGAUUAUUUGAAUUGAAAAUUAAUGCCUAGUUAUGAACUUCAGCCAAUAGAAAUAGACAAAUAAAAAAAAACAGUUUCUGUACUUGUACUUAGACAAUUAUGUGCAACAACUUGGGGAUCGAAUAGUGUUGUCAAUUUGAUAGAUGUAUAACUUUCAAACAUAAAUUUCAAAAUUUUUAAAAAUCAUUUAAUUUCACUUAAGUGGCAUGUAAAUCAAAGUAUUUAGGUACCAGAAGAGAUUUUUGAGUGCUGACAAAAACCAAUACUCAAAAUGUUGAAGUACUCAUUUAUCAUUUUAUUCUUCUUCAAAGGAAUGAGCAUUCACAACAUAAUUAUCUUCCAUUCUAGUAUCUUAGUCUCUACAUAGGGUAAAUAUUGCAACAUGACUGAAGCCUAGAGCUUAGUGGAAUAGCCUAGACACAUAUGGAUCUAAAUUUCGAUCUAUGCUCAUGAUU